AUGACUAUUGACCGUGCAGGACGACCGCCAACCCCAAGGCGUUCUUCUUCAACUUAUCGCAGCUAUGAUGAACUUGGAAUCAUAGACAGAGCUAAACCAUUGAAGUACAGACAUGGAGGUAUGGAAGACCUGACUGGAAUAGAACAAAUUCGGUAUAGAACCUACGACCAACAAAAUAUGGAGGACAUAACAGUGAUUAGUUCUGAAGAAGUUCCUAAGCCUAAAAAGAAAACCAUGGAGGGCUUAGCAAGCGGAUUUAGAAGAACAUUCUCCGUGAGGAGUCGAAGGGAAGCGUCAGAUGGAAUACCUUUCGAUACUUUUAAUGUGACUUGUGAGGAAAAUUUCGCGACAGUGCGAGGAGCUCCUUUUGGUAGGCGUCGGUCUUUGUCGAGAGAUAGAGGAUCUUCGCUUUUAGGAAGGAGUUCAUCCGAAGGUGACGUAAGAAUGAUCCCUCCCCGCGCGCCGCCAACUACCCCAGCGCCUCGUCUGCACCGCUGCCUGCGUGCUCUCGGCGGCAGCUGGAAGAAUCUUUUACUAUGUGAGUCGAGAUAUGUGGUUUAA
Arctia plantaginis is the source of this 561-nucleotide messenger RNA. NCBI's taxonomy places the organism in Eukaryota, Metazoa, Arthropoda, Insecta, Lepidoptera, Erebidae. The record is from the annotation of a GenBank genome assembly.